GUCUUUCGGUAACUCACAGAAUGUUUGAUUGCUCAGUUCUCAUAGGAUUGAGUGUUCACAUUGCUACCAACAUUCUUAUCUUUUGGUUUCUUCUAUAAAAGUUUGUUACUUGCAAAGCCUUCUUUUGAUACCUUUCCUUGUCACCAGGCCGUGUAAAUCAAAAGAUUUUAAAGUCUUUAAGGUGAAACAAAGCUAAGAAGAUUCUUUUAAGCAUCUCUUACUUGUUUAGGAAACUCACACAUCAUCUUCCAUUGUCAUGCUGAUCAAGAAUUAGCCUAUUCAUUCUCUCCAUUUCCCACGCAUUAAAAACAUUUCUUUUUUGGAAUUGGUUUUGUUCAUUGAUGUCAUCUAGUUUCUCUUAACGGUAUUUAUAUAGACAUAAUCUUCCCAUUCUUGUCAUUAUCUAGUAACUGAACCAUCUCCAGGAAGAAUGUCAGGCUAUGCCAAGAGCAAAUAUGUUGAUGAAGCUCCUGCAAAAGAGAGUGAUAGCACCGGUAACAUCAUCAUCUAUACCCUUCUAGGGCUUUGCAUUCUGCUCAGCCUCUUCAUCGUCAUCGGUUUCUUUGUCAUAGCCAAGCCACUUGAAGCAAGCUUGAAAUCUGUGGCUGUAACAAGCCUCAGGUACAAUGAUGCAUCAUCAUCAUCCUCGCCUUAUUUCAACGCGACACUAGCUAUGGAGGUCAGAAUCGAGAAUCCGAACUUCGGCUUCUUUGAGUUUCCUGCUAGUAAAGGAAAUAUCUGGUACAACGGUCGUGUUGUUGGUGAGAUGAAGAUUAAUGGACAACGAGUGGGUGCAUAUAGUGCCACAAGAACAGAGGUUGUGACACAAGUGAGUUAUAGAGAGGAUCAUGCACCAUCUGUUUGGUUCAAGAACGAUAUUAAGAGAGGGUUGAUUGUCCUCAAGGUUGGAGCUAAACUGAGAGGUGAAGUAAACUUGGAGGUUUUGAACAAGAGAAGUGUGAAUUUGAAGUGUUUGAUGCAUCUUAAUCUGAUAGAUGGAGUGAUUCAACGUUUGUGGUGCAAAUGAAAUCUCUCUGUUUUGUUUUCCAGUUUUCUUUUUCACCUUUUUACUUCUUUUUGUUAACUUGUAUUAAUAAGAUGUUUCUAAGUGUAUAUUUGAAUAUCAAAUGAUUAUUGUCUAGAUUCUAGUCUAUACAUUGUGUUACUAUAAAAUUCACAUUUUUCA
Raphanus sativus (radish) is the source of this 1186-nucleotide messenger RNA. Its product is annotated as late embryogenesis abundant protein At1g64065. The coding region runs from base 431 to 1027 and encodes 198 amino acids. Gene Ontology annotation, cellular component: plasma membrane. Lineage: Eukaryota; Viridiplantae; Streptophyta; Magnoliopsida; Brassicales; Brassicaceae. The record is from RefSeq and is a predicted model, not a curated record. The transcript has a single exon.